This is a messenger RNA of Aspergillus fumigatus Af293, 660 nucleotides long. RefSeq lists its product as uncharacterized. The transcript is spliced from 2 exons. The coding region runs from base 1 to 660 and encodes 219 amino acids. The record is from RefSeq and is a predicted model, not a curated record. Lineage: Eukaryota; Fungi; Ascomycota; Eurotiomycetes; Eurotiales; Aspergillaceae.
AUGUCGACCGUUAGACGGAGCAAGGCAAUGCCAACCGAUAGCCCUACUGCCAAGUUUCUCUACACAAUUAUCAAGCAAUUGGACUUGAAAUCCAUUGACUGGAAUCUUGUUGCAUCGCAGCUUGAGAUAUCCAACGGCCACGCUGCUCGGAUGCGUUAUUCUCGCUUUAGGCAGCAAAUGGAAGGAAUCUCAUCUACACCGCGCGCCUCUCGCCCCAGGAAGACUCCCACGAAGACUGGCAAAGGAUUUGCCAGCAAAGCCGAUAUGCUGAAGGACAAGGGCUCCCCUAAGCCGCCAGUGAAGCAAGAAAAUGCGGGCCCUGCGUACGAAUCAAACCCUUACAUCAAGGUUGACCCAUACGGUCAUGAAGUCCAGAAUCUAGCAGACAUUCCUCAUGUUUCGACUCAAGUGAUGCAUCCGCAGCCCAUCCAGCCGCAGAUAGUUCCGUAUACUCCACUCACCGCGGCUCCGGGAACAUUGACCAUGUAUGCGCCUGUUCCUGCUUUCCCACCCUCAACGCCUGUGACCUUUCAUCAGCAGGCUGGUCCAAGCACAUGGGCUCCUAUCAAAACCGAGCCUGAGCAUGAACCCGAGCUGGAAGCCGGAGGCAAAGCGAAUGACGUUCUGGUGAAAGUUGAACUGCCCCAGAAGGAACAGUAG